Molecule: messenger RNA, 549 nt
Organism: Closterium sp. NIES-65
Lineage: Eukaryota; Viridiplantae; Streptophyta; Zygnematophyceae; Desmidiales; Closteriaceae
Source: the annotation of a GenBank genome assembly
AUGACCCCAGCAGCUGCAGCCCCUGAAACGGCCACCGCAGCAGCAGCAGCUCUAGGAGCCGCCGCCCCAGCAGCAGCCCCUGGGGCCGCCCCAGUAGCAGCAGCCCCGGGAGCAGCCGCCCCAGCAGCUGCUGCCUCUGGAGCGGCCACCCCAGCAGCAGCAGCUUGUGGAGCAGCCGCCCCAACAGCAGCAGCCCCGGGAGCAGCCGCCCUAGCAGCAGCAGCCCCUGGAGCCGCCCCAGCAGCAGCAGCCCCGGGAGCAGCCGCCCCAGCAGCAGCAGCCCCGGGAGCAGCCGCCCCAGCAGCAGCCACUGGAGCAGCCGCCCCAGCAGCAGCUGCCUCUGAAGCGGCCACCCCAACAGCAGCAGCCCCUGGAGCCGCUGCUACUGCAGCAGCCACCCCACCAGCAGCAGCACGUGGAGCAGCAGCAGCAGCAGCCGCCCCAGCAGCAGCCCCAGCAGCGGCAGCCACUGGAGCAGCCGCACCAGCAGCAGCCGCCCCUGGCCCCUGCAGCAGCCGCUCAUGGACCAGGUGCAGCCGUGGGGGGUGA